UUUAUUUAUAAAUAAAUGGCAGAAACUCUCCAAGAAGUGCAAGUGAGAGAGAUCAAGGUGUUCACAUCUGAGUUAGUUCUUUAUAAAAAGAUCGUACAACGCAUGAGCAUAUUUGGGAAAUCUACAGAGUGCAUCAACCCUAAACAAAACGAAGAGAUAUCCACAGAGAUUCAUCAGACAUCUGAUCUUGAUCCUAAAUGCUUGAGGAAAGAAAUUUCAAACCUCAGAGGUAAAACACUGUCUGUGCUUUGACUAAAAUGGCAGGUGAUGAGUCUUCAUGAGAAGAUUCAAGAAAGAAAGAGGGUCUACUCCUUACUCCCUUUUGUUAUAAAUGUGCUAACUUUUCAGAACUUUGAUAUCUCACGUAAAGAGUUCAGGGAUAUCAUCUUCAUGGCUCAAAACUGCAAAACAGUAGAGUUUAGAAGUUGAAAGAUAGAUUCUAGUGAAAUUCAGUUCAGAACAGGUGUUUUGUAUAGAAUUCAGGAAUUAAAAUUUAACUUCUGAGGGAGUAAAAGUAACAGUAAUUGGGUGGAAAAUCCUGAUAAGAUUAACUCCAUCAUCAAAGCGAUCUCAGGAUGCUCCCUCAACACCUCACUAAAGUUGUUGAACCUUCAUGGAUUCUGAUUCGAAGGUAGUGAGGCUUAUAAAUUAAUGAUUGAGUAUGACUUAGGCCACAUUAUGGUCUUUGCUGGAAAAUGAUAUAAUAUCAGGCCAAACCCAAGCUCAUUGAAGGAAUCUUUUGAAGAGCCUGAGAGUCAUUUUGAGAACUGUAUUAUUCAGUAA
This is a messenger RNA of Moneuplotes crassus, 783 nucleotides long. Lineage: Eukaryota; Ciliophora; Spirotrichea; Euplotida; Euplotidae. The record is from the annotation of a GenBank genome assembly.